AUGUCGAUGAAGGAACGCGUGAUUUUGGGUUGGAGUCGGGAAUCCGUUUUGGCCGGUGUUGGUGUUGGAGGCGGUGCAGUCGUCAGAUUGUUGAGUACCUACCUACCUACCUUAUGUAAGGCAGCCAAGAUUCGGGCAUCUUUUGAGAUGGAGAGACACAGGCUGCCCAAUAACUCUGACAGUAAACGCACGUACGUGUACGUCCGUCCAUUUACAGCACAGGCCACCCGAAGAAGCCCACAAGGUGCCCUUGGUGCCCACACAAAGUCCACGCUGCCCACCGCUCGCAGACGGAGUUCGCGACGCAUGGAAGCGCAUCGCAUCGCAUUGGCUGCUUCCCUCGCGCCUGUUCCUUUUCUUCUUCUGUUUGUAUUGCAUUCCUUCUUUCACGUGGUAGGCAUUGUAGUGCAAGUGUUGAUAGGCGUUGGGAGUCAUCACCGACUGCAUGGCUUCCCCCGUGGUUCCGACAAAUCAGUCAAGAAAAGAAAAUAA
Molecule: messenger RNA, 492 nt
Organism: Colletotrichum navitas
Lineage: Eukaryota; Fungi; Ascomycota; Sordariomycetes; Glomerellales; Glomerellaceae
Exons: 4
Coding region: 1-492 (163 amino acids)
Source: RefSeq, a predicted model, not a curated record